CUCACGCGGCCGUGUCGACCCACUAGUCGCAAAGCCAUUGCAUGUACCACCUGUGAAGGCACGCGCAACGACCACAGGUCUGCCGGGACUUGGCAUGAGCGAAAGGACCGCGACCGUAUGCGUAUAGCAGCUCGACCAUCCGCAUGGCAGAGCCUUCCAGCAACCCGCGCGGUGCUCGAGGGAGUUAUGCCAACCUAAUUUGCCUCAAAUGUCGAGGUCGCAAGAUCAAAUGUGCUUUGCCAGAUAAUGUCGAGAUUCAGCCAUCGGAUAUCCCACAGCCGCCGGACAGAGCAUGCGCGCGAUGCAAGUCUCUCAACCUUGAAUGCAUCGUGCAACGCACAAUUCUCGGCCGUCCGGCUGCCAAGAGGCGGCGUGACGGCAAUGCAUCGGUUUCGGCCCCGGAGCUUUCUCCGAAGGAAGCCGAUGAAGAAGUCAAAGAUUACCUGGUUGCUGGAGUUCGAGACUCGGCGACGCCUUCCUCGCGGGGCGACAACCAGCGGCCGCCGCCGAUCGCGGGUGAGAUCUUCAAAACGAUGGUUUCGCCGAGUCACCUUGCGUCGGUACUGCUGGCAAAUGAUCGGCGAUUCGGCAUCUCCAUUCCUUCGCCCACUCCACAAGCCCCUCCGUCACUGUCGCGACUGGUGAGUAGUGGCAUGGCAGCUAUGCUUGAUGAAAAUCUCCCAUGGCAUCGAUUUUACUUGCCGAUAAUUCCCACGCUCGUAAGCCUCAGACCACAACUCUCGUCAGAGACCAGAGCUUUUGAGAAUAAAGCGACCAAAUUGCUAUUCGCUCUGCUCGCACUUCUUGCAAUUGACGCUCCAGUCAAUCGUUUGAAAGAAGAUCAGCAGCUUCGUGGUCACCUCAAGACUGCCGUCGCUUACUACGGCCAAGUCUUCUUGUUCGAUCCGCCCACCCAUCAUCAUACUGUAGCGGCACUUACGCUACUCUCUGAAUACCACCCUGCAGCGUUAAUUAAUACCCAGAGCGCAGCUUGCACAUCCGUCAAAGCUCAUUUAUAUAUUGCCUUGACUUAUCGCAUCGCAGAGCGGCUUGGUAUGGAUUCUGCUGUCACGAAGCUUCAGGAUUUCCUAGACGGAAAGCCGCCAGGCGAAAACUUUAACAUCGAUGCGCACGUCACUGAUGCCCUUCAAUGGUGCCGCAUCUUGAUCGAUGAUGCUUUCGUCGACGGCUUCACCGGACACACGUCCGAGCAACAAUGGGAGGUCCAUCGCAAGGCCUACUUGAUCAUUCAGACCGUCGAAGCCGUCAUGCAAUUUCGACCACCGACCGUGGCGAUAUAUUACCACUUUUGGUACUUAAAGGGAAUGUGUAUCCAUAUGCGUAGUGUCGCCAUGAUGAAAUCCGCGAGAAAAGACCUCGCCAAAUUAUUCGACAUCACUCAAGAAAUCGAGCAAAUUACCACGCAGGAAAAGAACAAUAUCAUCGCUCAAAGGCCAAUCGCCAUGACCGAGGAUGAAAUCGAAGCAGCCUCGGCCGCUCGGAUCUUGCUCGACCUGCAUAUGGACAAGAUCAAUUACGCCAUUGUCGGCGCCGCGACCUUUGCCGCCAUCAUGCACGGCGUCUCCAAAGCCGAAUGGUUCAGCCCGAAAGAGGCUCUUCAAAUCAGCGACUUGGCUGUAGAAAAGCUCAAAGACCUCCAACUCGGCAAAAACCACGACACCGCACCGUUCCUGAUGCGCUACCUCGUCGCCCGGCCGCACUCCUUCGAGCGCCUGAUGUACGACUUCAUCCAGAUCGCGGGCAACCUCAAGCUCGUCGACGUCCCACACCUGCCGCCCGUACGACAGUACGCUCUCCAGCUCCUCUUCGACUGCAAAGUCAUGGUAGAAGAGAACGCGAUCCGACUGAAAGGCCUCAAUAUGCUCCACCCUUCCAUCGACAGCCAAUUGAAGUUCUUCACCGACUGCGCGGACAAGCUGGACGCCAUGGCCACGACGCCCUGCCGCUCGGCGGAGACGGCGUUCGCGGAUGGUUGCCUGAACGCGGCGAGCGCGAAAUUCGUCCGCUGCUUGAGGGCGAUUCUGGCCGAGUGGAAGGCCACGCUGGCGGAGAACACGGCGCAUUAUAUGCCGAAGCUGGACGAACAUGUGGAGCCGCUGGCCACGUUUGAUGUCUAUGAUGAUUCGGCGUUUGAUGUUUUGUUCAACCAGUGGAGUAGUUGGCCACAGGCGGGAAUGCUCGACCUCUCCUCCAUGGGUCAGGGGGGUUAAAAGGCCAUGUCUGAGGGCGUGUCCGUGUCUCGGGUAGCAUCAGGCCUUUGCUGGAUUUCAGGCGCUGUAGUUGCAUCCUGCUGCUCCAAUCGCAAUAUGUCAAGAAUUGGACUGCAUUGCUCAGUACUCAACGACAAGGCAUCUCCCACACUGGCCGGAAACGAGAGAAGAUAGAAAGUUCUGUUUGGACACAUUUGAUUGAGAAAUGACUGCAUUGACCUAUGCAUGCAUAGAACGCUCACAUAGUUGACAGGGAACACUUGCGACACGACAGUGAAGGAUAUGUUGAAGAAUAAGAAUUUUCAUUUUUGGACAAGGACCUUUUCGUGAUAUUCCCACGUCGAUCAUGCGCCGUGCGCCUACCAAAGCAUGAUGCUAAAACCCACUCCCCUUUCAUGACAUUUUCCGCACGAAAAACAAAAAUCUAGUUCAUCUGGCGGAUGAGAGCGUUGAUGUACUCC
This is a messenger RNA of Dissoconium aciculare CBS 342.82, 2692 nucleotides long. RefSeq lists its product as uncharacterized. The coding region runs from base 144 to 2231 and encodes 695 amino acids. NCBI's taxonomy places the organism in Eukaryota, Fungi, Ascomycota, Dothideomycetes, Mycosphaerellales, Dissoconiaceae. The record is from RefSeq and is a predicted model, not a curated record. Gene Ontology annotation, biological process: regulation of DNA-templated transcription. Gene Ontology annotation, molecular function: DNA-binding transcription factor activity, RNA polymerase II-specific; zinc ion binding. The transcript is spliced from 2 exons.